CUAAACGCUAGAUGCGCUUAUGAUUGUUUUGUGUCAUCUCAGACAGUAUCUUGUGGCUCUCUCUGGACCAGAAAAAUGUAUGCAGCUGUGACGCUCCUCGUCUUCAUGUGCUUGGCUGUCACUACCCAUGCAGGACACCAUGUGCCAUGCGAUUCCCACAAUAUGUCAGGAUUCAUGACUGUGAUGAACUUAAAGGGUGAAUGGAAAGGAGGUGCAUUCACUUAUGAUUCAAUGGGUAAGAAACUACGGUUCAUAUCCAACGACAGCUUUCCCGUGAACACUUCACUUGGCUUGGAUUUGCUGAUGUUUUUUGACGAGGGAAUAUUCUAUGAGAUUGACAACACAAACCAGAGCUGUGAGAAAAAAGCACUGAACUGCACCAUGCAUCCUCUAGAUAUUCCUGAUGACGCCACAUUGUCAUCUACACUAAACUUUGGGAGGCCAUUCACUGAAGGGGAAGGCUUAACACUCAACAAGUGGACAGGCUCAAUGCCAGGCAUGAAAGGCCACUAUGCCAUUUAUGCAACAAGGGGAUGUGUGCCUGUGAACAUGUACUACUUCACUGAGUCCACAUCAUUCGUAUUCAGCACCAUCGACGUUGAACUCGAGAUCAAGAAUCAUGAUCUCCUCAUGGUGCCUUCCUUUUGUAAGGGACAGCCUGUGGAGCAGACACCUGAAGGGACAGUAAACAGUUUCCUCAAUGAGUUCAUGUAGAUGAAGCCUCACCAGCAGAAAAAUCAAACCCCUAUCCAAGUGUGACCUGCCUGAACUUUAGACUUCUCUUUCCUGCUCACGUGUGACUUGAAUUUUUCACUUCCCUGCACCACAUCUGUUUCCAUCAAAUCUUCCACUGCCCUAUGAAGAUAUGGCUUUGAAUGGAUCAUACUGUAUACAUAUAUUUUGAUGUAAAGGAAAGAGAUAUGACAUGGAUUAUAGAAGUAGUCAUAAUUACUAACAGUUGGUGGCUUUUCAAGUUGGUAUUGCUUACAAAAUUUGUAAGAUAUGAUUAAUGGAACAAUAAACUGCCAAAGCUGUCAAAAGUGUAA
Monopterus albus (swamp eel) is the source of this 1046-nucleotide messenger RNA. RefSeq names its product ependymin-1-like. Gene Ontology annotation, cellular component: lysosome; extracellular region. The record is from RefSeq and is a predicted model, not a curated record. Gene Ontology annotation, molecular function: calcium ion binding. Bases 76 to 714 code for a protein of 212 amino acids. The transcript is spliced from 6 exons. Gene Ontology annotation, biological process: cell-matrix adhesion. Lineage: Eukaryota; Metazoa; Chordata; Actinopteri; Synbranchiformes; Synbranchidae.